Messenger RNA from Rhodofomes roseus, 2214 nucleotides. RefSeq lists its product as uncharacterized. Lineage: Eukaryota; Fungi; Basidiomycota; Agaricomycetes; Polyporales; Fomitopsidaceae. The record is from RefSeq and is a predicted model, not a curated record. The coding region runs from base 1 to 2214 and encodes 737 amino acids. The transcript has 3 exons.
AUGUCUCCCACUCCUGCCAACAACGCUCUCGCUUCCGUUCAGCCUGACCCGCAGGGCCCUCUCACGAACACGGACAACGGAGACGCCCCUGGCAACGUUGAAAGGGCCGCAUCGCCCACGUACGCGCAGGUCGCAGCGCGACCUCCGUCCCCCAGGACGAGCGUCAGCUCCACUAUCGCUGGAGAGAAGGGCACGGCUGCGCCUCCCCCCACUCCCCAACCAAUGGAGAGCCCAAUCUCAGCCCCGUUCACUCAGCGCGGAACGGUUCCUGACGAGGACGACGACCUCGGAUGGACCACAGUCGCGACCCCGAAGAAGUUGAAGAAGACUAAAUCCAAAAAGAACAAAGGCAAAGGGAAGGAGGCUGCCCCAGCGUCGCCGAAGAACGCUCAGGCCGCCCAACCCCUGACGCCUGUCGCCUCGCCCAAGAGCACCGAACCGAGGAAACGCAGACGCAUGGACGCAGACUACGGCGAUGAAGAUCGCGCGACUGACAAACGUCAGGAAGCCCCCCUGAGCCUCUCUCUAGCGUCGAAAUCGCCUCUCCUAUUCGCGCUGAGCUCCCCGUCUCCCUCCUACCCUGCUGCGACGGCUACACCUGACACCGACGAACGCCAUGGCGACGGGGAUGACAUGGCUGUCGACCCUGAGCUAAUGCCCGGCUCUGAUAACUCCGACCUCCAGUACGCUGCCCCCCACGAGGAGACGACUAGCUGGGACGGAGCUCGAGGCAACCGCUUCGAACACCUCGUCGCUGAAACGCCCGGAUCGAGCACCAGGUCCAGCAGGAAAGGCGGACGCGAUGCCAGGCGAAACGGACGUGUACCCCAGUCAGACAAAUUGCUUAGCCCCUCACCGCAGCCAUCCUUCUCCAUAACGCCGCCGCAGACCCCCAAGCAAUCGCGCGGUAGCCGAGCUCGAACGGCAACGCCUGCUGCUCCGUCGCGCAUCCCAACCAUGUCAUUUAAGAAGCGCAGUGUUGGCAAAUCUCCAACCCCGUCCUCCUCGCGCGUGCAGAAAGACUCUAGCGACGUCGACAUGCUGUCCGACGACGAUGUAUCUCCCCGCUCCUCGUCCACAGCACGGAGCGCUACUCCUCCUAGUCGCCCACAACGCCGUCACGGUCGAGGACGAUACUCGGUUGCUGCCAUAGGCAACCCGCCCUACCAGCCACCCUCGACCCCUGAGCCUAGCCCCUACGACAUCAUCAGGGCCGACCCCGACAUCGUAGUCGCCCCGGAGGGCACUCUGAAGAGGGUGCAAGGUGACCGCGCCGACUUUAAGAAGGCUGGCAUGGAUCCUGGCCAGUCUAAAGCCUGGAACGACUACGGUAGAGACACCCCGCUAAUAGUCGCGCAGUACGCGGAGCAUGGAACGGAGGAAGCAGGAGUCAACGAACGAGUAUCCUUCCUCUACAAGCUAACCUCUCGCCUCUCCUCGAACGAGAAUGUCGUUGUCACCCCCGCACACGGAACUCUGGAGUCGCGGUUGCGGAGGAAUGGUGCCUUCGCGGCUGCCAACAGGGACCCUCUCUGGUACAGCAUUGAAGGUCUCAGCGAGGAGUGGUGCAUCGCCUUCGUCCGCGCAGCUUGGCUCCAUACCGCCGGCCACACCCUGAACUUCGUUCUCUGGCGUAACAAGAUUCCUUCCCUAUGCGCCGCCUUUCGCUACACCUUCCGCUUCAGGGCCAAGUCCAGGGAGGAAUACAUCGCGAUCGUGCGACGGGAGCUGCUCAGCGCCGAUGUCAAGAAGGUCGUUCUCGAGAUCCUCUUGAAGGACAUCGAGAGGGGCGGGCGUUGGAAGCGAUCGGCACGCGACGACGCCUUUGGCGACAUCCUGGACUCCGUCGAUGUACAGGUCGUGAGCUGCCGCGUCUCGGAACACACCUCUGAACCAGUUGCUUUCAUCUACAUCUCUCCUCCUACCGCUGACUGGAACGACUGGACGCGGUUCCGCGACACGAUCCAGAACCAUGGCUUCGGCUCGCCUGCGGCUGGUCACCCCAUUGCCUUCACACGCCGCGUAUACUGUACCUUCUGCCACUCUGUAGGCCACCCGUCUGGACACUGCCCGGUCAAGAAGUUCUUCUUCCCGCCGGAGGAAACUCAGCAACUGAACCCGCAACCGCCGACGAACGCGGGACGUGGCGGAAGCCGAGGUGGCCGUGGACGGGGCGCUGGCCGAGGCCGUGGAGGUAUGAGACGUGGCCUCUAA